Messenger RNA from Letharia lupina, 1038 nucleotides. RefSeq lists its product as uncharacterized. The record is from RefSeq and is a predicted model, not a curated record. Bases 1 to 1038 code for a protein of 345 amino acids. Gene Ontology annotation, biological process: L-citrulline biosynthetic process. Gene Ontology annotation, cellular component: mitochondrion. NCBI's taxonomy places the organism in Eukaryota, Fungi, Ascomycota, Lecanoromycetes, Lecanorales, Parmeliaceae. The transcript has 11 exons. Gene Ontology annotation, molecular function: amino acid binding; ornithine carbamoyltransferase activity.
AUGGCCCCGUUGCGGCCCCGAUAUCUUCGAAGUUCUCUUGAGAAGUUACAACAAAGGGCAUACUCGUCACCAGCUUCUCCUCCCACUUCUCCGUUUGCCCCUCGCCAUCUACUCUCCAUCGCUGAUCUUACUUCCGCUGAACUCACGAGCCUGGUACGCAAUGCCGAGAGCCAUAAAAGAGCGGUCAAAUCUGGGUCCGUUCCGGCAUCGUUGUUUGGAGCAUUGACGGGCAAGACCGUCGCUAUGACCUUCAACAAAAGAAGUACAAGAACUCGUGUAAGCACUGAAGCCGCCGUGGCUACGUUAGGAGGUCAUCCCAUGUUUCUCGGGAAAGAUGAUAUACAAUUAGGGGUAAAUGAGUCAUUGCACGAUACGAGUACCGUCAUAAGUUCCAUGGUCGCUGCUUGGGUAAUGAGAUGCGGACCCCAUUCCGAUAUCGUACAAGUUUCAAAGACUUCUUCAGUCCCUAUUAUCAACGCUCUAUCGGACGAUUUUCACCCUAUGCAGACUGUCGCAGACUUUUUAACAAUUAAGGAGGCGUUCUCUUCGAGUCGAACACCGCAAAGAUCAACGACACCCGGUCUUGGACUGGAAGGCCUGAAGAUAGCAUGGGUGGGUGAUGCCAAUAACGUAUUAUUCGACCUCGCUAUAGCAGCGCUCAAACUCGGAGUCGACUUAUCUGUCGCCACUCCCAAGGGUUAUGAGAUCCCACAGAGAAUGAAGGAGAUAAUACAAGAGUCUGGAAAAGAUGCACGGUUACAGGGAAAGCUCACCGAGACAAAUCUACCUGAAGAAGCUGUAAAGGACGCUGAUAUCCUGGUGACCGAUACGUGGGUGUCAAUGGGUCAAGAAGCAGAGGCGAAGAAGAAGAUCAAGGCUUUUGAAGGCUUCCAAAUCACGAACGCUCUGGCGGAGAGGGGAGGUGCAAAGCCAGGUUGGAAGUUUAUGCAUUGCUUACCUCGACAUCCGGAGGAAGUGGCCGAUGAAGUUUUUUACAGUCCCAGAAGCUUGGUCUUUCCUGAAGCAGAAAAUCGGUAG